AUGCGAUCGCAACCUGGAAUAUUCUCUGCUCAGGAGAAGCAGUGGGAUCCUGAGGAGGUCUUAGGCCUCAUCAACCCCGAUAGAGGGAACAUCACCUGCACCGCUGAGGCCAUGACAUAUGGUCGGCGAUGUCGGCGCGCACAGAAUAAAAUCUACAAUGCUGCACGCAUGCUCAACGACAUGGCGACCAUGGACCCGCUUAGUGUUGCCAAAUCAGACAAACUCACCGCAAUCGCGGAGGACAGUGUCUGCUAUCAACACGGCGGACAAGCCAAUAAGGUCUGUCGCGAGUGGAGAGACAAGCUCCGGGCUUUGGGAGGCUCCCGCAAAGUGGCCCCUGCCCCCGAGAGUCCCCGGUUCAAGACCGAGCCCGAUUCUGAUUCUGAGGAUGAAGACGUCAAAUGGUUCACCAGACGGCCCACUCAGCGCAGCUACACCCGUGCUGAUAUCGACAGCAUGCUGGAGCAAAUGCGACGCAUGCAAGAGACCAUCAACAACAUGCAAUCCCAGAAACAACGGGAAGCGGAAGAACACAAACGCAAGCAAGCAGAAGAGGAGCGACUUCGAAAAGAAGCGGCCGCGAGAGCACAGCGACAGCGGCGAGAAGCGGAAGAACGAGCAAAACAAGAGCGUGAGAAACAAGAAAAGGAGCGCAAGGACCGCGAGAACAAGGAGCGGGAAGAGCGUCGCAAGGCACGCGCGAAGAAAUCGACCGAAGAGGCAGAACAGUCGACCAAGCAGGAAUGGGCUGAUUCUUGGCAAGAGUAUCUUGAUGGCUGGGAGCACCUGAGGGGAAUGAGUUGCAGAGAAGCUGCUCCGAUUUUGAUCCCAUGGCCAGUGAAAUCAGGGAAGUGGGAAGAUGUCACUGCUGAGAGCGUCAAACUAUUCUUCCAGAAAGCACCUCCCAUGCCUUCUUCUCCUACGGACGCCAAAAGAGAGAGGUUCAAGCUGAUGAGCCAAGAAAGCAAACGAUGGCACACGGACAAAAUCAUGCAGCUUUUUGGCCGUGAAGUCCUCACGGGAAUUCAUGGCAAGGCUCUCGACUUGAUUGCGAAGAUUGUUGUUCAGCUCAGGCAAGAUGCUGGAAAGGCAAGGAAAGACUGA
This is a messenger RNA of Phaeoacremonium minimum UCRPA7, 1104 nucleotides long. Its product is annotated as putative reticulocyte-binding protein 2 like protein a protein. The transcript is spliced from 2 exons. The coding region runs from base 1 to 1104 and encodes 367 amino acids. The record is from RefSeq and is a predicted model, not a curated record. Gene Ontology annotation, biological process: canonical NF-kappaB signal transduction. NCBI's taxonomy places the organism in Eukaryota, Fungi, Ascomycota, Sordariomycetes, Togniniales, Togniniaceae.